AAGUGGAUAGGAUAAUAACAUAACCUCUAAAAAACGGUUUGUGACUGUUAUUUAAACAAAACAUUGGAGAAAUCGCUUUACAGUUUAGUGCAGUAAGAUGUUCAACCAAAUGACUGCAGCCGGGGGCAACCCCAACAAGGAUCUGGAGGUCGCAUCGCCGCCCGACGACACCGUAUCGGCGCUGGAGUUUUCCCCGCCUUCCGUGCCGCAAACAUUCCUGAUAGCCGGCUCAUGGGACUGUCGGGUGAGAUGUUGGGAAGUGGAGGCGUCUGGGAAAACAGUGCCCAAAGCUGCACAAGGCAUGGACGGGCCCAUUCUGGAUGUAGCCUGGCAUGAUGAUGGAUCUAAAGUGUUCAUGGCCUCAACGGACAAAAGUGUUAAAUGCUGGGAUCUAGCGGCCAACCAGACCAUUCAGGUAGCAGCCCACGACGCGCCGGUGAAGACCUGCCACUGGGUCAAGGCCCCAAACUACACCUGUCUCAUGACCGCCUCCUGGGAUAAAACAUUGAAGUUUUGGGACACGCGCAGCUCUCAACCAAUCAUGAGUAUGAAUCUAUCCGAAAGGUGUUACUGUGCCGAUGUGGACUACCCGAUGGCGGUGGUGGGCACGGCGGACCGCGGCAUCUGCCUGUACACGCUGGAGGGCAAGCCCGCCGAGUUCAAGAGGGUCGAGUCCCCGCUGAAGCACCAGCAUCGCUGCAUCGCCAUCUUCAAGGACAAGAAGACCAAGCAACCGGCUGGGUUCGCACUGGGUUCGGUAGAGGGCAGGGUGGCCAUACAGUAUGUCAACCCGACCAACCCGAAGGAUAACUUCACGUUCAAGUGUCACCGGUCGGCGGGGACCACUGGUGGAUAUCAGGACAUCUACGCAGUGAACGACAUCGCCUUCCACCCCGUGCACGGCACCCUGGCGACCGUGGGCUCCGAUGGAUCCUUCUCCUUCUGGGACAAGGACGCCCGCACGAAGCUAAAGUCGUCAGAGCUGCUUGAGCAGCCGCUAACGCGCGCCGCCUUCAACCACAACGGACAGAUAUUCGCGUACGCCGUCGGCUACGACUGGUCCAAGGGCCACGAGCAUUUCAACCCAGCUAAGAAGAACUUCAUAUACCUCCGAGCGUGCUAUGAGGAGCUAAAACCUAGGACCAAUUGAUUGCCGCUGCCAUCUUUCAACGCGUGAGCGACGUCGUGUGACGUCAGUGACGUCAUUGACGUUAUGUGACGUUGGCGUCAUAAAUGACGUUUAGCCUCCUAUUGAUUCGCUACUAUCUUUCAACGCGUAAGUCGCGUCAUAGGACGUCAGUGACGUCAUAUGACGUUCGCGUGGAACAUUGAAAAUCGAAGUUCGAGUGAAAGAAGGGAAUCUGUAUCUUUAGGUAUUUAAAUAAAAGUAAACAAACAAUUGGUACAUUUUCGGGUAGUUAUAAAAUUUAUUUUUUAACCGACCAAUUACAAAACCGCCUGGAUCUGUAUCUGAACGACCUGACUUUAACCUACAUUAUUUGAUCGUGUAAUGUUUUCAUCUACCCUCAACUGGCUUAAGGAGCCAUUUGAGGGUAGAUUUUGUUUACUUUUAUUUAAAUACCUAAAGAUACAGAGUUAUAGAAGACGAAUCUUCGAUUUUCGAGAGACGUGCUAUUCGCAUGUAGGACAAUUUUGGUUGAUAUGUGUGCUUUUUCAAAUUUGGGCGCUUAAUUUAAUGGAAUGCCUGAUAAUUUUCAUUAUGAGGAACAAUCAAAAUUUUGUGUGCAAACUAUAUUUCGUCACUGUCAUAAACGUGUGUGUAAACUAGAGAUGCACCGGUCAUUCGGUUACUAUCCGGUAUCCGGCCGAAUUCCGGAUAGUAAUUUUGCUUCUUUCGGAGUCAACAAAUUGGAUUUAAGAAACCGUCACGGUCGUAAUCGUAAUUACUCACCUAAACAUUCCACUAUCGCACGCGCACUCAUUUCGAACCUUCGCUUUCAUAAGUAAUAAUUUCUGAUUUUUAAAAAGAGUUUUUAAUUUAAAAGAUACGUCGCGUAGUCUUUUACUAGUGCUAAAAAAACGAAUUAUAUUACUAUGGAUGUUUUUAAAUUGUCUAAGCGCCACUUGCACUAUCCGUCUAACCCGGGGUUAACCGGUUAAACCUGGAGUUACCAUGGUUACCAGUACAAUUUGGCACUG
Messenger RNA from Cydia fagiglandana, 2160 nucleotides. It is a transcript of the gene Rae1, whose product is annotated as protein Rae1. The record is from RefSeq and is a predicted model, not a curated record. Bases 98 to 1150 code for a protein of 350 amino acids. Gene Ontology annotation, cellular component: nuclear pore. Lineage: Eukaryota; Metazoa; Arthropoda; Insecta; Lepidoptera; Tortricidae. Gene Ontology annotation, biological process: transcription-dependent tethering of RNA polymerase II gene DNA at nuclear periphery; RNA export from nucleus. Gene Ontology annotation, molecular function: ubiquitin binding; RNA binding. The transcript has 10 exons.